Messenger RNA from Adelges cooleyi (spruce gall adelgid), 1133 nucleotides. RefSeq lists its product as uncharacterized. The record is from RefSeq and is a predicted model, not a curated record. The transcript has 8 exons. Lineage: Eukaryota; Metazoa; Arthropoda; Insecta; Hemiptera; Adelgidae. The coding region runs from base 30 to 1133 and encodes 367 amino acids.
AUAUAAAAGUAGGUAGCUGAAUAAAAAAAAUGGAAAUAACUACCAAAUUGAAGAGAAUGCUACUAUCACAAGAUCUUAUUUCACAGGACAAAUGUAUCAGAUUUAUGAUCCAUGUAUUAAGAGACCCAAAAAAGUUUGAUUACAUCAGUACUAAAUUUUUAGACGAUGACCUAAUUCAAUUCUUAUGUGAACCAUUACUCUCCAUCAAAACUUCUCUAUUGCAAAAUAUAUGCUUAUGCAUAUGGAUGUUGUCAAAAAAUCAAAAGUUUUACGAACGAAAUGAUGUGUUGUAUACUUGCAACAGCUUAAUGCGGACACUUGUAUUUUUGUUAAAAACCAAAAAUCCCGUCGCGACCAAUUUAAUUCAGUUGUUGGCGAUAUUUUUGAAAAAAGGUGGUAAGAAAUUAAGAGAAGCCUGUAAUUUGUCGCAAGUGUUGACUGUAGUGAAAAUGAUUUUGGCAAAUUCGGCCAGCUUGCCGGAUCGUUGUACGAUCAAUUCUGUAUCCAUACUAACAACAAUACUGUCGUGUCCUUUAGUAGAGUUAAAUGGCAAACUCUACAGUACGACGAUUUCUGUGUCCAAGACCAUUUGCAAAAUUAUAGCAGAAAAAAAAAUCAUAGAACCGCACAUAGUCGGUAUAGCAUCUGACAUUUCAAGCAGUAUUCUAAGAUUCUAUUCGACGAUUAUGAAGAGAAUUCAAUUGAAUGCUAAUCUAACGCAACACCGUAAUGUUAUAGACCCAUUGAAGAGUGUUGCUUGGUACAUGAUUAAGAACGUGAGCUUGCCUUUCGUCCAGAAAAAUCUCAACUCAAACAUUUAUCGUAAAACAUAUUACAAAGGGUUGAAAUGUUUAAUCAGUCCUUUCGAUGUCACUUUGCCGCCGCACAUCCUUCACAACGUCGCCAAUCAAUACGCGACACAAGGAAUGAUAAAAGUGUCCUAUGAACUACUUGAAUCUAGUGAUCUAGGCGCUUUAGCUGAACAAUUGCUACUAAAUAUUAUAUAUCGUCUAGCAAUAGCCAACUUGGAAGUCGAACUGUACUGGCCAGGUGGCUUAGAAAUGUUCUACAAUCAAUUGGUUGAGGGAUUCAGACGAUUCCCAAAGACUCCUAAAGACGUUUGUGCGACGUAG